This is a messenger RNA of Paramecium tetraurelia, 2040 nucleotides long. RefSeq lists its product as uncharacterized. The record is from RefSeq and is a predicted model, not a curated record. Lineage: Eukaryota; Ciliophora; Oligohymenophorea; Peniculida; Parameciidae. The transcript has 4 exons.
AUGACAUCCUUCGUUUAAUCAACAUUUGCAAUAUCUGCAAAGCCGAAUUUUGAAUUUUUGUAGAAUUAGAUAGAGUCUGAUUCAGAUAAUGAAGAAUAGAAAUAGAGAUUAUAAUAAAUACAUGAAAAUUAAAAAGAACACAAAAAAUUUAAGAAAUUAGUUGAUAUAGAUUUGGUGAAGGAAGAAUUGAAAAAUAGACCCAAUGUUGAAAUGAAAUUAAGUUCAAUUUAAAAGAAAAAAAUUUCUAAAAUUAAAAGUGUCCGUUCUCUUAAUGAUCUAAUUAUUCCCACAUCUCCAAUUUUGAUUGACCAAUUAGGAAACUUGAAGAAAAUAAAGGAGAUACGUUCGGAAGUGCCUCCAGAAUUGAUGGGAAGAAUUUACUCAGAACUCAGAUAUGAAUUUGUGCCAGCCUUAAAUCCAGUGUAUCGAUAGGGAGAUCAGAACAAAAAGUUUUAUAUUAUACUAGAAGGGAAGGUAGUAGUGAUGAAACCGAAAUUAAAGAUGGUGGGGUCCAGUAAAAUAGAAUUUGAUGAUAAUUUGUAAUAAAAAUCUCAGGGAAAAAACGAUGAUGAUCCAUUUGGCCUAAAGAUUCUCUUUCCAGAUUACAUAAUUUUAAAAAUCCUAUUUUAAGGAGAUUCUUUUGGAGAAGCAGCCAUAAAAUUGGACACAGCAAGAUCAUCGACAGUGUUUACAUUAGAAGAUACUCACUUACUCUACUUAAAUGAGACUGCUUAUCUAGAAUAUUUAAGUCCCUAUUUAAGUAUUGCUUUAGAUAAGAAAAUUUAAUAUUUUGGAUAGACUCCACUCUUUCAAAAUAUCGACCCAGAGGAUUAUAUGGGUAUAGUAUUGGAGAGCAAAUUGGUCACCAUGAAGGCAGGAGAGGUAGUCUAUGAAGAGGGGGAGAAAACUAAAUAUAUAUACUUUAUAAUCAGUGGGGAAAUUGAGUUGUUGAAAUAAGUAAAAAAGAAGUCCAUAAUUUUGUCUUCAUAUGGGGAAUUCCAAAAUUUUGGAGAGGUGGAGAUCAUGAUGAAAAUUAAUAGGUACACAAAAGCCAAAGUGAUUUCACCAAGAGUCAACUGUUAUAGGAUCAGAAAACGAAUAUUUUUUGAUAAUUUAGGUAGUUAUGGAACUUAUGAAAAUAUGAAAAAACACUCAGGUGUUAUUUAUAAGCAUUGGUAAUUAAUUUGUAAUGCUGUUUAAAAAUCAAUUAAUCCAAGAGAUGAAGUUUAUGAAGCUGCUUAAGAUGAUAAUGCAAAUAAACCUAAUUUACUUGCAAAAUCCAUUUUAAAUAAGAAGCUGAUAGAGUCUCAAGGUUAGAAAUUAAGUCAAAUCAAAGUAUUUUAAAAUCUGACUGAUUCGAAUCUAAAGGAUUUAAAAAACUCUAAUAAUGAUAGUCAUAAUCUUCUGUAAAGAGUGUAUAGUAACACACUCCAACAAUACUAAGCUAAAUUAUUAAAGAAACCUUAAAUGGUUAUUUGUGAAUAGGACUCAUAAUGCAUAAGAAACCAAAAUCAAAAUAAAUAACCAACAAACACAAGUAUUAACUAUGACAACAAUUCGACUACAAGUCCUUUAAAUGAAAAUAGCGUUGAUCUUAAAUUAAGCUCGAAUAGAUCAUCUGUCAUAAUCAAAAGGGAGAGUUAGCAAAAGAUUACUCUUCCAUCUCUGCAUCCUUCCUUACAUCUAGUAGGACCUUAACCUUAAUCUCUGAACACAGUGUUAGAAUCUAUUAGUAAAUUGCCUCGAGUUCCAAAGGAUAAUUUAGUGUUAUCAUUGAUGUAUUAAUAAGCCUACAAAGCUGAGAAUCCUGCUAAGAAGGCUAAAGAAAUUCAGCAAGUAAUUUAAGCGUCGUAUAGAAAUGUAUAAAAUCGAUUUUAACCUAAAUAACAUCAUUUAACAGAAAUUCAACCAUUAUCAAAUGAGCAUAGAAUGAAAAAGAAUUUAUAAAUAUCAGGAUUGUUGAGUAUGAGGUCAUAAAAGAAAUAGUAUUUAAAUUUUGUACAUCCAAAAAGAAUAGUCGGAGGAAAUCAAAUCAAUUGA